GCCUGCGGGAGGCCGGGCCUGCGGGGGACCGGGCCCGCUUUGUAGGCAGCCCCCUGGCCCGGGGCCAGAUCCUUGUCCUGAUGAGUUUCCUCGCGAUUGGUUAGGACGAAAAUGCCUUCUAGGAAGGAAAACCGGAGGAGAUUGGUUUUCUUCCGGGUACCCUGAGUAGUCAGGAAGUCAGACUUUGAGCGGCGCAGGCUCCGGUGGUUGUCGUGGAGCAGCAGCCUCCGAGCUGUGGCUGGAGACAAUAAGACGUGGGAUGAGGCUCCGUGACAGGACGCAGUUCUGCCUGGGGACUCUGAAGACAAAAGGCUUUGGACAGUCGAAUUCAUGGUCGUGGAAACCCAGCCCCAAUUAAGCAAUGUCAGCCCGGGUCAUGCUGCUGCUGCUGCUGCUGCUGCUGGACGCACCUUGGCACAGGUGGCUCCGGGGCUGUGGCUGGGACGACCUGGCGCUGGAGUCUGGGCAGCUCCCUGAUUUGGGGAGGAGCGUGCCGGGUGCACAGAGCUGCAAGGUGUCCGACCUCCGAUCAUGAACGGGCCCCUGCACCCGCGGCCCCUGGUGGCACUACUUGACGGUCGGGACUGCACAGUGGAGAUGCCUAUCCUGAAGGAUGUGGCCACGGUGGCCUUCUGUGAUGCACAGUCUACGCAGGAGAUCCACGAGAAGGUGCUGAAUGAGGCUGUGGGUGCCCUGAUGUACCACACAAUCACACUGACCAGAGAGGACCUGGAGAAAUUCAAAGCCCUUCGCAUCAUCGUCCGAAUUGGGAGUGGCUUUGACAACAUUGACAUCAAAUCUGCCGGGGACUUAGGCAUCGCCGUGUGCAAUGUGCCUGCUGCAUCCGUGGAGGAGACAGCAGACUCGACCCUGUGCCACAUCCUGAACCUGUACCGGAGGACCACCUGGCUGCACCAGGCCCUGCGGGAGGGCACUCGCGUCCAGAGUGUCGAGCAGAUCCGCGAGGUGGCCUCGGGGGCCGCCAGGAUCCGCGGGGAGACCUUGGGCAUCAUUGGACUAGGUCGAGUGGGACAGGCAGUGGCACUGCGGGCCAAGGCCUUCGGCUUCAACGUGCUCUUCUAUGACCCGUACCUGCCGGACGGUGUGGAGCGAGCACUGGGGCUGCAGCGUGUGAGCACCCUGCAGGACCUGCUCUUCCACAGCGACUGUGUCACGCUGCACUGCGGCCUCAAUGAGCACAACCACCACCUCAUCAAUGACUUCACUGUCAAACAGAUGAGGCAGGGGGCCUUCCUGGUGAACACAGCCCGCGGUGGGCUGGUGGAUGAGAAGGCGCUGGCCCAGGCCCUGAAGGAGGGACGAAUCCGUGGCGCAGCACUCGACGUGCACGAGUCCGAGCCCUUCAGUUUCAGCCAGGGACCCCUGAAGGAUGCGCCCAACCUCAUCUGCACCCCGCAUGCCGCAUGGUACAGCGAGCAGGCAUCCAUUGAGAUGCGCGAGGAGGCUGCCCGUGAGAUCCGGCGGGCCAUCACAGGCCGCAUCCCAGACAGCCUGAGAAACUGCGUGAACAAGGACCACCUGACCGCGGCCACUCACUGGGCCAGCAUGGACCCCGCCGCCGUGCACCCUGAGCUCAACGGGGCUGCCUACAGCAGGUACCCGCCAGGUGUCGUGGGCGUGGCCCCCACUGGCAUCCCUGCUGCUGUCGAAGGCAUCGUCCCCAGCGCCAUGUCCCUGUCCCACGGCCUGCCCCCCGUGGCCCACCCACCCCACGCCCCUUCUCCUGGCCAAACUGUCAAGCCAGAGGCAGACAGAGACCACGCAAGUGACCAGUUGUAGCCCGGGAGGAGCCCUCCAGCCUCAGCUCCCAGCGGAGGGCGCUGUGCACCUCAGGCCGGGGCACGCAGAGGUGGCACCCGCCCGGUGGUGGCCCCAGCGCCCAGAGACUGGCUCGGGGCGUAAGCCACGCAGCUCCUCGUGUCGACUGUAGUUGUCUCGUCCCGUGGCUGGCUCACUGUCCUGUGUCCUUUGCGUUCCUCGUUAAGCAAAAGAAGUUAGUAGUUAAUUCUAUCAUGGAUGUUCUUGUCUGUGUACAGUUCUUAGAACAUUGCAGAGGAUUUGUUUGCUUAGCUGUCAACAUAAAGAAAACCUGAGGGAGCAUUCAGCAAGUCAGUUUGGGUUCCUUUUCCUUCUCUAUGUGGAACGUGCCCCAGCGAGGCGGUCGGCACACUUCUCAGGACAAUGAAUCCUUCCCGCGUUUCUUUUUAUGCCACACAGUGCAUUGUUUUCUACCUGCUUGUCUUAUUUUUAGAAUAAUUUAGAAAAAACAAAACAAAGGCUGUUUUUCCUAAUUUUGGCAUGAACCCCGUUCCAAAUGCAGUCGGCAUCUGGAAGCAGCUCAGAGGAGGUCAGAGCCCCAGUGUGCUGCCAGCCCUGACGUCUGUCCUGGGGGAGGCGUAGGGUCGCAGCACCCCCGCCUGUGCCGGUGCCGUCCUGCUGAUGUGGUAGGCUAGCAAUAUUUUUGGUUAAAAUCAUGUUUGUGACUGUAACCAUUUGUAUGAAUUAUUUUAAAGAAAUAAAAAUCCCAGAAAGAGCCAGCA
Heterocephalus glaber (naked mole-rat) is the source of this 2561-nucleotide messenger RNA. It is a transcript of the gene Ctbp1, whose product is annotated as C-terminal binding protein 1. The record is from RefSeq and is a predicted model, not a curated record. NCBI's taxonomy places the organism in Eukaryota, Metazoa, Chordata, Mammalia, Rodentia, Bathyergidae. Gene Ontology annotation, biological process: regulation of transcription by RNA polymerase II. Gene Ontology annotation, cellular component: nucleus. Gene Ontology annotation, molecular function: transcription corepressor activity; DNA-binding transcription factor binding; transcription coregulator binding.